This is a messenger RNA of Lasiosphaeria miniovina, 1725 nucleotides long. Its product is annotated as heterokaryon incompatibility protein-domain-containing protein. The transcript has a single exon. NCBI's taxonomy places the organism in Eukaryota, Fungi, Ascomycota, Sordariomycetes, Sordariales, Lasiosphaeriaceae. The record is from RefSeq and is a predicted model, not a curated record. The annotation marks the transcript as partial.
AACGCGGCAGGAAAGAAAGUCCUCCACGAUUUCAUCGGGCACGAGCUGCCGCCAAACCUCGCCCCUGAUUCCCAGCUCAGCUUCGCGAGGAUACGCGGCUGGCUCGAGGACUGCGACCGCAAUCACGCCAACUGCCGCGCUGCUCGGCCCACGUUCAUGCCGAAGCGCGUGAUAGAAGUCUCGAGCAACGCCGACGCCGGCAGCGAGGCCAGCGCAGCACCAAUCCGCGCCCGGCUGGUUCGCGACGCAAAAGUAGCCCCCUACAUUGCCCUCAGCUACUGCUGGGGCGGCGACCAGCCGGCCAAAACGACCAGCGCGCUGCUCCCGGCCUACGAGCAGGACAUCCCAGUCCACACGCUGCCGCAGACCAUCCGCGAUGCCCUCACCGUGACGCACGCCAUCGGGUUCCGCUACCUGUGGGUCGACGCCAUGGCCAUCAUCCAGGACGACGGCCCGGACAAGACUGACCAGAUCGCGCAGAUGCACAACAUCUAUCGCAGCGCGUCGCUGACCCUCGCCGCCGCCGCCGCCGCCACCAGCCGCGACGGCUUCCUGCGGCCGCGCACGCAGCACCGGCCGUCGCUGCUCGCCGCGCGCACCGACGACAGCACCUUUGGCCACGUCCUCGUCGCGCCCAUGCCGCAGCACGCGCUGCCGCUUCCCCUAUACACGCGCGCGUGGACGUUCCAGGAGAACCAGCUCGCGACGCGCACUCUCGCCUACGGCCCGCGCGAGCCCGUGUUCCGGUGCCUCGAGGCCGCGCACCGCGACGGCGGCAGCAGCGGCGUGCUCGCACAGGUCGACGCAGGCGGCACCAGUGAACACGAUGCCGCCGUGCAGCUGCUGCGCCACCAAGACCCGGGCAGCCGCCGCUUGGGCGUGGAUCCCGGUGCGGGAAUCGAGCACCCCCGUGCCUGGGGACGUGUUGUCGCCGCAUACACGCAACGUGCGCUGACUGUCGCGGCCGACAAGUUGCCUGCCGUCGCUGCCGUCGCCGAGGAGUACGCGCGCACCCGCCCCGUGUCCGAUUACCUGGCCGGCCUGUGGCGCGAGGAGCUCCUGGUGCAGUGUCUGUGGGCUGUCGCCGUGCAGCCGCUGCCGAGCGAGGUCGUGCCGAAUUCAAAUCCCGGCAGCGGCGGGGCGGAAGCAGAGUACCGCGCGCCGUCGUGGUCCUGGGCAGCGCUGGACGCGCACGUGGUGCCGAGCGACGCCGAUUCCAGAGUAGUGCUGACGGCGGCGCUGCUGCACGCCGAGACGACGCUGCACCGCGGCGAGGCCAGCCGCUUCGGCAUGGUCGCCGCGGGCUACCUGCGGCUGCGCUGCCGCGUCGCGCGCGCCGUGUGGUCCAACACGGGGCUGCGCGGCGGCGGCGCGGGGCGUGCCGUCGCCGACUCCCCGGCCAUGUGGCCCGACUCGUACGGCUUGGACGAGCGCCUGACUUUCAGUGUUGAUGACCACGGCCUGUGGCCUGCGGGCGAGGAGGUCGCGUUCUGGUGCGCAGAGGUGUGCUCGUACCUCGACGGCAGGAAGACGAGCGGGGAGGGCUUGUUGCUAGUUGAGGUUACUGGGGAGGCACGGGAGCAGUUGCGGCGGUCUCUGCCGGGGGGCGAAGGAGCCGUGUUUCGCAGGACCGGCAAGGCGUAUUUCAGGUCGGGCUAUGACCGGCCGUACUGGUUCGACGACGAGACGUUGGGUGUCGAUUGGCGCGAGCUUGCUGUCGUGUGA